AUGGAGUUCAAAAAUACACCCCUCUAUGGUGGCGCAAUCACCAUGGAUCUCCCCUCCAACUUUGCCGAUGCAUCCAACAUUCGCCAAAUCCCCGACCACCAAGAAGUCUACCUCGACACCAAUGGCUACACGAGCAUUGUCGUCGAGAUACUCGAGUACGUCGACAAGCCCAGUGAUGACGAGGCGCUGCAAUAUCACUUUGCGGAUCUCGUCGAUGGAACAGGCGACGCAACGAGCGUGAUUGCGCAGGAGAAGGUGUGCAUGAAGCUGAUGCCUCCUGAACUCCCCGCCCUGGGCUUGUCAUUCAUCCAAACGCCCCCGUCGCCAACAUCAACUUCAUCGCCCCCACGGCCAAACCGCAAAACGCCAGAGUAUACGUAUAUUCAGCUUGUUCUUCUCAGACUCAAAGAACAAGGUACUGAUCUCAUGAUAAGCAUCAAUACGCCACACUACCCAGGCGAAUAUGCAGCGCCAGCCCAGCCAGGUGCCGAGACUCCGCUUAUGCUUGAUUCCAAUGGCAUCAGGGCGAAGGUGCUGGAGAGUUUCCAAGUCAACGAGUGGGGCUUGUUUGAGGGAUAGGUGUUUGAUGCACGAGAAAUAUGGGUAGCGAUAGGGCAGUCAGGUUGGGCAGAUUGGUUGAGUUGGGCCUUUAGCAAUCAUGGUAGAAGUGUAAGUAGUGCAUUUAGUUCGUGCAAUUGAAGUAAGGUAGAGACGCAAGAAAACAAGUAUCAGCCAGAUAAUCAAGUAGCUUCUAUGUACGCAAUCACACUGCCAUAUUUG
This is a messenger RNA of Exserohilum turcica Et28A, 780 nucleotides long. RefSeq lists its product as uncharacterized. Gene Ontology annotation, biological process: protein import into nucleus. The transcript is spliced from 4 exons. The coding region runs from base 1 to 579 and encodes 192 amino acids. NCBI's taxonomy places the organism in Eukaryota, Fungi, Ascomycota, Dothideomycetes, Pleosporales, Pleosporaceae. The record is from RefSeq and is a predicted model, not a curated record. Gene Ontology annotation, molecular function: guanyl-nucleotide exchange factor activity; small GTPase binding. Gene Ontology annotation, cellular component: nucleus.